Messenger RNA from Staurois parvus, 307 nucleotides. The record is from the annotation of a GenBank genome assembly. NCBI's taxonomy places the organism in Eukaryota, Metazoa, Chordata, Amphibia, Anura, Ranidae.
GUCAGCAGCGCGGCCCUCAGACCACCUCACACUGCCUGUUAUGGUGCGAGCACUUAAAGUGUUACUAAACCCCGGACCCUGCAUUCACUAUAUUCAGUCUCCCCGGACCCUGCAUUCACUAUAUCUGGUCUUCCCGGACCCUGCAUUCACUAUAUCUGGUCUUCCCAGACCCUGCAUUCACUAUAUCUGGUCUCCCCGGACCCUGCAUUCACUAUAUCUGGUCUCCCAGGACCCUGCAUUCACUAUAUCUGGUCUCCCAGGACCCUGCAUUCACUAUAUCUGGUCUCCCCGGACUCUGCACUCACUA